Molecule: messenger RNA, 2109 nt
Organism: Ceratina calcarata
Lineage: Eukaryota; Metazoa; Arthropoda; Insecta; Hymenoptera; Apidae
Product: ATP-dependent RNA helicase dbp2
Exons: 6
Coding region: 144-1979 (611 amino acids)
Molecular function (GO): nucleic acid binding; RNA helicase activity; ATP binding
Source: RefSeq, a predicted model, not a curated record
CCAUGAUAUUUGUUUCACAGAUCCUCUUCGGAUCGCGUAACGGACAGAGUGUUACGCUCUCAUUAUUCUGUUUGAUUUUACGCCAGUAUACUUAAGAAAAUCACUCUAAUUCCUGUUUAAUUGGGACGCACCUCUUUAGAAGAAUGGCUUACCGUGAUCGUGAACGUGGCGACAGAAGGGGUGGUGGAGCCAGGGGAGGUGGUCGCUUCGGUGGACGAGAUGCGAGCGUUGGAGGAAGAUUCGGUAGUAACUCUAACAGAGACAGUAGUUUUGGGAACAGUAAUUUUAAAAACCGACAACCCGGUGAACGUUUACGCAAGCCCAGAUGGGAUAUGAGUACACUGCAGCCAUUUAGAAAAGAUUUUUAUCAACCUCAUCCCAAUGUUACAACUCGAACGUCUCACAUAGUCGAGGCAUACCGUUCAGACAAGGAAAUCACUGUGAAAGGCACGAAUGUACCAGGGCCGAACAUAUAUUUCGAAGAAGGCGGAUUUCCAGACUACGUUUUAACCGAAAUCCGUAGACAAGGUUUUGGUGAGCCAACUGCGAUUCAAGCUCAAGGUUGGCCAAUUGCCUUGUCUGGACGUGACAUGGUUGGAAUCGCUCAGACUGGAUCUGGGAAAACAUUAGCAUAUAUUUUACCGGCAAUUGUACACAUAAAUCACCAACCGAGAUUGAACAGAAGUGACGGGCCCAUAGCUCUCAUUCUAGCACCCACAAGAGAACUCGCACAGCAGAUUCAACAAGUCGCGUCAGACUUCGGUGUUUCCUCGCAAGUAAGAAACACUUGCAUUUUCGGUGGAGCUCCGAAAGGUCCGCAGGCUCGUGAUCUUGAAAGAGGAGUCGAAAUUUGCAUAGCAACACCUGGACGUCUUAUUGACUUUUUAGAGCGUGGCACAACAAAUUUACGUAGGUGCACGUACUUAGUAUUAGAUGAGGCUGAUAGGAUGCUCGAUAUGGGCUUCGAGCCACAGAUUAGAAAGAUCGUUGAACAAAUCCGGCCUGACAGACAGACCCUUAUGUGGUCGGCAACAUGGCCAAAGGAAGUACGCAAUCUGGCUGAAGAAUUUUUAACCGACUAUAUACAAAUUAACAUUGGCUCGCUGCAAUUAGCUGCUAAUCAUAACAUUCUCCAAAUCGUCGACGUAUGCGAAGAAUACGAGAAGGAGAGUAAGCUCAUGAAGUUGUUGGAAGAAAUUUCGAACGAGCCCGAGAACAAGACGAUCAUAUUUGUUGAAACCAAGAGGAAAGUAGAUGAUAUAACGCGCGCGAUAAAUAGGUACGGCUGGCAAGCAAUUGGCAUCCAUGGGGAUAAAAGUCAACAGGAAAGAGAUUACGUAUUAAAUCAGUUCCGGAAUAGCAGAUCUGCCAUUCUAGUAGCUACAGACGUUGCAGCAAGAGGAUUAGAUGUGGAGGAUGUUAAGUUUGUGAUAAAUUUGGAUUACCCGUCGAAUUCGGAAGACUAUGUACACCGGAUCGGUCGAACGGGGCGUUCGCAGCGUACAGGAACCGCGUACGCAUUUUUCACUCCGGGUAACGCACACAAAGCUAACGACUUGAUCCAAGUUCUCGAGGAAGCGAAGCAAGUCGUGAACCCGAAACUGUACGAAUUAUCAAAGAAUCCAGGCGUUUAUAAAAGAGGUCGUUACGGCGGACGUAGUGGGGGUGGUGGCGGUCGUGGUUCCGGCGGCCGUGGCGGUGGUUCCAGAGGUUCCAGAGGUGGUCGCGAUGGAGACCGGGGUGGUCGAUUUGACCGUUCCAAUGGUAGUGGAGGUGAUCGAGGAAAGUGGAAUGGAAAUAGUAGCAAUAUGGCUUCAAAUAAAAAUAUAGGUAUGGGCGGAGGCAGUUACAGUAGUAAAGCAUUUUCUCAGAACAGUUACGGUGGACCUUCCGGUGGUGGCUCCAGUGGUUACAGUCAGAACGGUGGAUAUGGUGGAAGUGGAGGUGGCGGAAGUAAUUAUAGACAAAAUGGUUAUUAAUUUUUAAAGCGAUUGUUUCUAAAAAGAAAGUUUUGUGUAAUAUAGUAAAAUAAGAAAAUUAUUCUAUCUGGAUAUCAUGUUCUUUAUAUGAUAUACUUUUCAUCGUAAUUAAUCGUAAACCAUAAGAUAU